UAAGAAGCUUUGACAAUAUCAUCCAUUCAAUAUGAAUCAUAUGAAAGUAAUCAUCUUGGCUCUCAUUGGAUGCCUGGCAUUCGCGUCGGCUCUUCCCCAGAUUGAGCGGGGCUCAAUAUAUGCACCCAGUGGAAGGUUUGCCAUGACCGAAAACUGGGCAGCUCCGCCAGUUGACCUGAGCCAAGCCAUUGUAAUCCUGCCAGUGGCAACACCCAUUACUGAAGCACCUCAAGAACCUAAACUCACAUCCCGCAAUUUGACUGGUUAA
Drosophila montana is the source of this 268-nucleotide messenger RNA. RefSeq lists its product as uncharacterized. The coding region runs from base 32 to 268 and encodes 78 amino acids. NCBI's taxonomy places the organism in Eukaryota, Metazoa, Arthropoda, Insecta, Diptera, Drosophilidae. The transcript has 2 exons. The record is from RefSeq and is a predicted model, not a curated record.